UCUUCGAGCUAUCCAAAGCUUCCAAUUUCCUUUCAACUCAGCUAGCAGACAUGAAGUGCUUCGCCGUUAUCGCUCUCCUCGCCCUGGUGGCCGCUGCGGCUCUCGUGGAGGCGAAACCCACCGAAGUAGAGUCCAUCGAACCGGCACAGGCCGAGCCCACCUCGCCGGAAGCGGCUAGGGACAAGCGAGGGUUGCUACUGAGCGCGGCUUACACGGCCCCGAUCGCAUACAGUGCAUACACUGCUCCGGCUCUCGCUUACUCCGCAUACAGAUACCCCUACGCGUACGCGGCCUAUUCCAGCUACCCCUAUUACGCCGCGGCCUACAGCGCGCCCUAUUACUUGGCCUAGAUUCGCCGAGCAACCGCACAGACCCGAGGGAACACGCGAAACUAUUCGACCGACCAGUCAGCCUCUGAUUUCACGAGCCGGAUACACGACUACAUCAGUCGCAACGCGUUAUCACGUAAGAUCAUUCAGUUGAAGGACCAUGUCGAGUGAAAUUCUCUGCAUUUCUUUUCAAAGCGUUUAUUAUUAAUAUCACUGUCCUCAACAAAACCGCGAAAUGAAUUAACUGUUAUUUAUCUCAUUACCGAAAAAUAAGAGAGAUUGUUAUUUUAUGACGCACGGUUGGCUCUUGAGUAUGAUCUGUCAAAAUCUUGGAAAUAUUAUCGACCACCUUUUUGUAAAAUUGUUCAAGAGUUACGUAGUGUGUUUAAGCGUGCGCGGAAAAAAAUAUCGUGAUGAUUCGAUUAGACAUUUAUAUGCAUGAUAGAACUUUUGAAUGGAUCGCGCACGAAUGAACAGGAAGCGAACCAUAUUAAGAUAACUGCAUCUUAAUAUGGUUAACUCCGAAUAGAGUAUCUCACUUCGUAAAAAAGGUUGUUAGUAAUAUUUCUUGCAACUGUGUAUCUAUAUUUUCUCAAUCUAGAAAAAACUUUAAAUUUAUAUAUACCAUAUAUCUGAAAUACACUUAUUACAUUAUUACACGCACACAUAUAUGCAACAUCUCUUUUUAUAAAUAGUCGACAAUUUACGUGAAAACGAAACGGACCAUCCACCAUCUGGACUUGUAUGAGCCGAACAUUCGCAACGUGAUAUUAUUAUAUAAUACUCUAUUCUCUAAAAUGUUAAAAAAAAAAGACAUUGACGAAGCGUUGUCGAGAAUGUUUCUUUGUAUAUAUUGCAUUUAUGAAUCAUAAUCUCACUAAAAAUACCUCAAUUACAUUAUCAUAUACAAUACAUUCUACUAUUUCGUCUAAAUGUCUGUGUAAAUCUGAAUUUUUACGAAGAGAAUAUAUUUGCAGCGUUAUGUUAACAAAAAUUGAUGUAACGUUACUAAUUUUUCUUCAUAUAUCUUAAGUAAGAUAUUAUUCGAUGUAUUUAUGAACUUCAUAUGUAAUCUACUCUAGAAAAAAUAUAAUCCAAUGCAAUGAUA
Nylanderia fulva is the source of this 1437-nucleotide messenger RNA. RefSeq lists its product as uncharacterized. Lineage: Eukaryota; Metazoa; Arthropoda; Insecta; Hymenoptera; Formicidae. The record is from RefSeq and is a predicted model, not a curated record.